This is a messenger RNA of Danaus chrysippus (African queen), 5880 nucleotides long. The record is from the annotation of a GenBank genome assembly. NCBI's taxonomy places the organism in Eukaryota, Metazoa, Arthropoda, Insecta, Lepidoptera, Nymphalidae.
AUGGCUCAUGCUGAGAAUCACCGGUAUAUUGUGCAGGUGUUUGUGGGAGCACUGUCUGCACAAUAUGAAGCAUUGUCAGUGGAGGCAUCAAAACAAACCAGCUCCGAGGAGAUUGUAUGCUGCAUCGCUGAAAAACUCAAACUAAAUGAUGUAGUCGGAGGACCAUACGAGCUGGCAGAGGUGGUCGGUGAUAUGGUUAGUGGGGAGUGUAAAGAAAGGAGGCUCGGACCGAACGAAUCCCCAGUAGCCGUCAUGAUGCUUUGGCCUAACAACAACUCAGGACAAUAUUACAGGUUUUACUUGCGCGAGAAGAUACCAGAUGAGCCGUGGAUGGAAAACUUCUCAGUUGAUCCUCAGCUCAUAAAAGAUUACUUCCAGAGGUUUCUAUACCAACCCAAGGACCGCGAAUAUCCCGACCUGUGCCAGCUGCCAGAACUAAACGAGCAAACCUUACUCGACAACCUCAGAGCUAGAUUCGCUGCUGGAUAUAUUUACACAUAUGUGGGAUCUAUAUUAAUAGCUCUGAACCCUUUCAAGUUUUACCCGAUAUAUAAUCCGAAGUACGUGAAGCUCUACCAGAACAAGAGGAUAGGGUCCAGCCUACCACCUCACAUCUUCGCGGUCGCGGAUGCUGCGUACCACUGUAUGCUUCGAGAAAGAACUAACCAAUGUAUUGUAAUAAGUGGAGAGAGUGGAUCUGGUAAAACGGAGAGUACAAAUUUCCUUCUUCAUCAUCUAACUGCAUUGAGCCAGAAAGGUUCCCACGGUAGUGGCGUCGAACAAACUAUAUUGAGCGCCGGUCCCGUACUGGAGGCUUUCGGUAACGCUAAAACAGCUCACAAUAACAAUUCCAGUAGAUUCGGAAAGUUCAUACAAGUGAAUUACAAAGAAAAUGGCAUGGUCCAUGGUGCUGUGGUACAGAAAUAUCUUCUGGAGAAAUCUAGAAUAUGCAGUCAAGGUCGCAAUGAAAGGAACUAUCAUGUGUUUUACUAUUUAUUGGCUGGUGCAUCGGAACAAGAGAAGGAACAGUUGCAUCUGCUCAGUGUCGAUAAAUAUAAUUAUCUAUCAAAGACUGGUUGUAGUGUAGUGCCCGGUGUUGAUGAACAGUAUGAGUUUUCAAGACUGAAGCAAUCCAUGGAUAUGGUCGGCUUCACUAUGGACAAACAGAGAAGACUGUUUGCAGUACUAUCAGCUGUACUUCUAUUAGGUAAUGUUGAGUUCCACCCUCAGCGUAAGUCGUACCACCACGACGAGGCUGUUGGUGUACGGAACCCUGAAGUGGUGUCUCUUAUAUCAUCACUGUUGAGGGUCAAACAGGAAACAUUAUUAGCCGCACUCACCUCCAAGAGGGCGCGGGCAUCGGGGGAGACUCUAGUCAUCAACUAUCGUCUUCCCGAAGCAAUAGCAACUCGUGACGCAAUGGCCAAGUGUCUGUACGGAGCCCUCUUCGACUGGAUAGUGAUGCAAGUCAACCACGCGUUGCUGUCCAAGAAAGACACGCUCCGAGACCAUCAGGGUCACAGUAUAGGCGUCCUCGAUAUAUUCGGGUUCGAGGACUUCGGUCCUAGCAACAGUUUCGAGCAGCUGUGCAUCAACUACGCCAACGAGCACCUCCAGUACUACUUCAACCAGCACGUGUUCAAGUACGAGCAGGAGGAGUACCGGCGGGAGGGCAUCCGGUGGACCGACAUCGGCUUCUCCGACAACACGGGCUGCUUGCAGCUCAUAGAGGGCAAGCCGGGCGGGCUGCUGUGUCUGUUGGAUGAUCAGUGCAAUUUUCCAUGGGCGACAAACGAGACGUUGCUUCAGAAGUUCAACUCAGUCCACGAAGAUAAUCCCUUCUACGAGAAACCGCAGCGGCGAGAACCUGCUUUUGUUGUUAGACAUUACGCUGGCAGGGUUAAAUAUCAAGUGACGGCCAUGAGAGACAAAAAUUUGGAUCUCAUGCGACAGGAUAUUGUAAGCGUUUUAAAGAAUUCCUCAUUGGCGUUCGUGCGGGAACUGGUAGGUGUCGAUCCUGUAGCUGUGUUCCGAUGGGCCAUCGUGAGGGCGUUUUUUAGAGGAUACUUCGCAUUUUUAGAAGCUGGUAGAAGACAUCGGGUAAAUAGAGUUGAUGGAGCGUCCAGAGUACCCCGACCCUCCAUCCAAGCGCCUAAUGACAGCAUCAUAAGGGGGGUGACCCGCGGCGGGGGGUGUAGGGCGCGCGGCUACAGGCUGGCCGACACGCGCGCCAGGCGCCACGAGCGAGCCGACCGCCUCGACGACCACGACGUGCUGCAGCGGGCCAGCCUCAUCGUCAUGAAGAACAAGUCGUUCAGGCCACGGGAGCGCGCUAAGAAAGGUCUCAAGAACUUACAGAGUGUGAAGACGUUAGCGGGACGGACGGCGCCCGCCGGGAAAAGAAAGCAACCACUCACUGUAGCGGCGCAGUUCCAACACUCGCUGGCACAACUCAUGGAGACGCUCAACCAAGCUAACCCGUUCUUCAUCAGAUGCAUAAAAUCCAAUAGCGACAAAGUACCGAACGUGUUCGACGAGGAGACAGUGCAGCGGCAGUUGCGUUACACGGGCAUGUUGGAGACGGUGCGCAUCAGGCAGGCGGGCUACAACGUGCGGCUCACCUACGACGAGUUCAUACAGCUGUACAGGAUACUACUGCCCAAGGGGCUGCUCAGCUCACAGGCAGACGUGAGGCACUUCCUCGCGACACUCAACUUGGACAGGGAUAACUAUCAACUGGGCGCUACAAAGAUCUUCAUGCGUGAGAGCGAGCAGACCAAGUUGGAGUAUCGUCUCCAUCAACAGAUCAUGGCGUCCAUCAUCACUAUACAGAGGUGGUUCAGGGCCGUGCUCGAGAGGAGGAGGUUCCUGGCGCUCAGGAGGGCCUCGCUCGUCAUACAGACAUACUGCAGACAAUGGCUGGUGAUCCGUCAAGAGGCUGCAACACGUAUCCAAGCGUAUUUCCGCGGCAGUCGUGUGAGACGGUGGUACUUACGACUUAAGGAAUCAGUCGUGGGCUUCCAAGCGGCGGCCAGGGGCUUCCUACUGAGGAACACGCUACCGGAACUAAGGAGACGACUACCCUUGAAGAACAAGCAUGAGAGUAAAGCGGCUCUAGUACCGGAGACGGCCGUGUUCAAGAGUACGAGCAUAGAGAAACUUAAGAAUAUCAUUGACAUUCAAUUAAAUAUGCUUAUACAAGAAGAAGCGGAGAAAACAAGACAACUACGAGCAACACAAUCACUGCCCAUAGCGAAUUUAACGAAAAAACGAGAUAACUUACUGGAGAACUCCACGGCGCAUACUUACAAUAAGAGAAGGGCGUUGAGGACGCUCAACAUACAGGAGACGUCCAAUAAAGAGAGCAAUGCGAGCCUUCAUCAAGAAACAAAUGAAUCGUCCCCAGAAGAAAGUUGGAACGUUAAUUCAAGUAAAUACCCUCAAGGUAUAGUGGCCUGGUCCAACAAGAUCACGCCCGAAGACUUGGCCAAGGAACUACUGUGGCUGAGGAUCGACCAGAACUAUCUGAUAGCCGAAAAGAAUAAGCGAGAACGUGAGCUCGCGGAGUCUAUAGCGAGCAGCAGUGAGGAGUAUCUGAGACAAGUGGGAGAUUGGAGUCCUGGGGAGAGCUCCGAUACUACCAAGAGCAGCUCCAGACGGACAUCCCCUCAAGUUUACCAGCGUAGUUUAUCGAGUACCACGUUAGAGCCGCCGUCGCGAGGCCUGCACAGUCUGCCGCCUGUCAGACGGGACCCGCGGGACAACAGGGACUCCAGGGAUCAGAGGGACUCGCGACCUGACUCACAGGCAGAUGCGGGCUGCGUGUCUGUGUCUUCGGUGUCCCGCGAGCCUCCCCCCGCCCCGUCGGGGCCGGCGGUGCCCCCCGCGCCCCCCGUCCGCGCCGCCCGCCGGUCCCCGCGCCGGGCUGCCGGGGCCCCACAGAUAACGCUGCCGAACACCGAACAUGGAGACAUCAAACGAGCUGCCUCGGAAGUGUCUGUGGGUGCAGGUGAAGCUCUCCGUCGUCGUAACUCAGACCCGGCGCCCGAGCCGCGCCCCCCCUCACAGGACUAUAUCGGACAUACGGCCAAUGGACUGUUCGGAAUCGCUGGCCACAGGUUCCGCAAGGGCACGAGGUUCGCGAAAGGCGACAAAUGUGUGUACUGUCACACAGCGAUCGACGCGUUCGUGACCCAGGGCCAGAGGUGUAUCGACUGUAAACAGUUGUACCAUACGAAGUGUAUUCAGAACAAGGGCGUUAUCACCAUGCCGUGCCCGAGCCCCGUCACAGUGGCUGUGCGGAACAGGAAUAAACAUAGAAAGAGGAUAAUGAUGAAGGAGUCUCCAUAUAAUUUAACGGGCGACCAGCCUAAAGCCCCCGCGGCCGGAUCAAAUUUCAGUCUGACCGGUACUUCAGAGUUCAUUGACCGGACCGACAAGAUCAUAUCCGACGCCAACGAGCUACAAGCCAUGCAGAGCUUCAUCACAAAGAAGAUAUACUUGAUGGAGGCCUCCGAACAUGAGAAACAAUCAGAGGUUGAUAGAGUGUUCAAACACGCCCUACGAGAAUUUAAAGACAAUUUAGUAGCUACGUACAGCGUGGUGGAGACUAGGGGAUCGGCUUUGAAAUACAAAGACUUGAUCGGUAACUUCUUACACGUGAUGGAAACGGUGUGUGCGAGAGAGGGAUCCACGUUAUCUAUCACUAUGGGAGUGAACGCGUUCAGAGGAUUCAUGGACGAAUUCAUGAGCCAACAUGAAACUGAUAAAGCUAGGACCAAGAGAAAAAAGGACAAAAAGAGAAAGUUGGACGACCCCAUCCAGUACAAGGGCCACAACUUCAUACUGACCAUGAUCAACAUACCGACCGAGUGCGAGAUAUGCAAGACGUUCUUCAUGUGGCCCAUUGAGAGGUCGCUCAUCUGUCAGACGUGCCGCCUCGCCUCGCACAAGAAGUGCUACAUGAAGGUCUCGACUCAUUGUCGUAAAGACGCGGGCACACCGUCGGCUGCCAUCGUGGGCGCGGUGGACGCGGGGGGAAGGGAACAGUUCGGAGUACUACAGAGAGGGAAGGUGUUUGGAGUGCCAUUAAGUGACCUGCCAACCGGUGAGGGCAACAUCCCCGUAGUAGUGGACCGCCUCAUCACUACUAUAGAGAUGACUGGACUGUACACCGAAGGACUCUAUAGGAAGAGUGGACUUAGUUCUAAGGUCCGUGAGCUCCGCCUUUUACUAGACGAGCGUCCGGAGGAGGGCGUGGAGCGUCUGGACUCGUACGCGGUGCACGUGCGCGCGUCCGUCCUCAAGAGCUUCUUCAGGGAGCUGCCCGAGCCGCUGCUGACCUUCGACCUCUACGACGACUUCAUACUGGCCGCCGAGAUCACGGACCCACAGGAACGAGUGUCAACAAUUUUCACAAUAUUAAAGAAAUUACCGAAACCUAAUUAUGAUAUGGUCGAGAGACUGAUAUUCCACUUGGCGAGGGUGGCGCUGGGAGAGGAUCAUAACAGAAUGGGUCCGAACGCUUUAGCGAUAGUUUUCGCGCCCUGCAUUCUUCGUACUCACAAAGUACAACCGGCCCAGGACUCACUUCACGAUAUAGCGAGACAAACGGCCUGCCUUGAAGCCAUACUCGUGGAUAAGAUUAACAAUACUCGCGGUACGCUAGCGGACAUCGCGACCUUAGACAAGGCGUGCGCGACCGCCUCCGACCGGCUCACGAUGAUGAGAAGGAGCGCCGCCUGCAGGCCCGAGGAGAGGAUACUGGAGGGACACAUACACGAGAUACAGAAGGAAAAGGCCAUACUCACAUCAAACCUACCCUCGCUGUUCAGACGACGACCUUCUAUCGACAACGGAUCACGACGGAGAGUUCGGUAG